Messenger RNA from Sycon ciliatum, 3946 nucleotides. Its product is annotated as zinc finger RNA-binding protein-like. The coding region runs from base 89 to 3484 and encodes 1131 amino acids. The transcript is spliced from 19 exons. Gene Ontology annotation, cellular component: precatalytic spliceosome. Gene Ontology annotation, molecular function: single-stranded RNA binding; zinc ion binding; double-stranded RNA binding. Lineage: Eukaryota; Metazoa; Porifera; Calcarea; Leucosolenida; Sycettidae. The record is from RefSeq and is a predicted model, not a curated record.
UUCUUCUUUCGAUUUCUGCAAUUCUUUGGAAGUUAGCUCUACUUCAGUGGAAGAUUAGAAGAAGCGAGCGUGAUUCCUCGCCUGCACAAUGAGUGCAGGAGGGUAUUAUUAUGGACAGCAGCAGCAGCAAAAUCGGCCUGGUGGGGUGAUGCAGCAGAGCUCAGGUGGUGGAGCUGGCUAUGCGGCUCCUGGCUCAGGUAUGUCAACCUCCUAUCCUCAACCCCAGCCACAGCAACCUCAGCCGCAGCAACAACAACAACAGCAGCAGUACAAUGCGUAUGACAGUUCUUACGGCAGAGGAGCACAGCAACCCCCACAACAACAGCAGCAGCAGCCUCAGCAAUACCAACAGCAAGCCUCUGGCCAGGCUAGUGGCUAUUCUCAAGGUUAUAGCCAGCAGCAAGCACAGCAGCGUGCACCUCCACCACCACCACAGCAGCCUUAUGUUGGCUCUUCUGGUCAGAGUUACUACGGCAGGCAAGGGGGAAACGAGGCAGCGUAUGACACUUCGGGCCAGCAGAAAGCCCAGCAGUCCCAGCAGACCCAGCAAGGGGGCCAGAGCUAUUAUGCUGGUAAAAACCAUGGUGGUGAGUAUGGAAGUCCCUCGACCUCCCACCCUAGUUAUGGUGGUGGUGGUGGUGGUGGUGGUGGUGGUGGUGGUGGCGGUGGUGGUGGUGGUGGAAAUGCAUCGCAUGGUGCCGGUACGUAUGGUCAUCAUUAUUCCUCUGCCAACAAUAAUUAUGGUCCUAAUAGUACGGCUUAUCCAGCAAGUGGUGCAAUUACGUCUUCUACGUACUCAGCAUCCUCAUCACAAGCCAGUUACCGACGAGAAACUGAUUACCAGGCUUCUCAGCAAACACAGCAACAGCAACCGCAGCAGCAGCAGCAGCAACAACAACAACAACAACAACAACCACAGCAACAACAACAGCAGUCAGCUCAAGCUCCGACUGCCGCAUCAGCUCAAGCAUCCACUGCAGCUAGCGCCGCUGCUGCCGCUGUUGUGGCAGCAGCUGCAGCUGCUGCUGCCGCCAGUCAAUCUGGCUCUUUCCAAGCUUAUGAUUCAAGCAAGUACAUUGGAUUCGAUUCGAAUGCAUACAUGUCACAGAAUCCCGACUACUACAAGGGCCCAGGUACUCAGCCACAUGCAAGAUCAUCUUGGAAAAGCCGCAGUAGUCGUGGCGGUGGUGGUCGUGGAGGUGGGUUUGCUGGAGGUCGUCAUGAGGCAGACUAUGGAGAUGCAGCUGGACCUUAUGGUGGUGGUGGUGGUGGCGGUGGCCAUGGUGGGUACGGUGGACAUGGUAGCCAUAGUGGCCAUGGUGCUGGUGCAUCUGGCCGUGGAGCUGGUGGAUAUGGUAGCAGACCGUAUCCUCCAAAGAAACCACCAGGACCACCAACUCCUCAGAUCUACUGUGAGAUCUGCAAGAUCAGUUGUGUUGGACAACAGGCCUAUCAGAACCAUCUUGAUGGCACUAAGCACAAGAAACGUGUUCUGGCACAGUCGGAAGAGAAGGAGGGUAGUGGUGAUCGUGUUGUUGGAAAGGGCUGCUACCUUUGCCAACUGUGUGAUAUAGUCUGUACAGGAGAGCAGGCUUUUAGUGCCCAUAUUCGAGGUGCUAAGCAUUUGAAGACGCUGAAGCUUCAUCAGUCUCUGGGGAAAGAAAUUCCCAAGAUUGAAAUGCCACGUUCAGCUACGAAGGAGGACAAGAUUUUGGCCGAGAAAAAUGUCUCGCUGCCGAAGGUGAACUUUGUUUCAGGUGCUAAAACAAACCUGAGCAUAGCUGAAGAGGAUGGCAACAACAACAACAACAAUAGUGAAGCAGGAAGCAGCUCAUCACCUGCAGCUGCAGCUUCCGUCUCAUCAGGAGAAGGUACCAGCGCUUCUGACACUCGUCCGCAAGCGAAGGAACCCGCAGAGGAAGUGGAGCCCGUCGGUGAAGAGCUUAUCGAAGUUAUCCCGCCAGGUGCCAAGCAUCCACGCGGAGGAUUUUACUGCAACCUGUGCAAAUGUCCGUUCACGGAUAGCACUGCGAGAGACCUUCACCUCCGUGGGCGUCGUCAUCGUCUCAAUUACAAGAAAGAGCACGAUCCAAGUCUCAAAGUUGCACCACAACCUUCUCGUGCUAAGCAGCUAAAGAAGAAGCACAACCAAGAAGAAGCCAAUCGCCUCCGUCAAGAGGACCAGCAACGUCGAAGGAAAGAAGAAGAGGCGCAGCAGUAUCGUAGUAACGAGUUCUACAUGGACCGUUACGACGACAGUCGUGAGUGGCGUGGACGGCCCGAUACUUACUUUGACCAUGGAGAACACCAAGCUCACUUUGAUCGUGGCCCAUUCCAGCAAGCAGCUCCACGAAUUCCUCCAAGUUACAAUGACAAGCUAGCAAUCAGCAAGCAUCAAUCCAUCUAUCCUCAGGAUACUGAGUUGGGUGCUGUCCAAAGCAGUGUAAGCGACACUGAGGAAGGCUUGAAGGCCGUUGCUGAAUCCUUCCCAUCAUCGACAACGGAGAGUAGCAGCUCGCCCACUGCUGAUGAUGCGUCAAAGACAGAGGAGCCUAUGCAACAGGAACAACCCCAGCAGUCACAGCCAAAACUAUUGUUUAGAGGAGUCAUCCGUGUGGGCAUACUUGCCAAAGGUCUUCUGCUGACCGGUAAUAGGGACGUAGAACUUGUCAUGCUGUGCAAUGAAAAACCAACCGUCAGUUUGCUGGAACAAAUUCACCAGAAGCUACCCGAGCAGCUAGCGAAAAGGAAUUCUGAAGUGAAGUAUGACGUUGGAAUUUGUGUUGACAAUGCUGUCAUCACUGUACGCCGGCAAGAAGAGCCUUGUGUAAACGUGUCAAUUCGCCUUACCUCACCAGAAAUGCGCAGCAUUUCAGAUGAUGAAGCAAAGGCGGACGCAGCAGCGGGUGUGCUCAACAGGGAGAAAUGUGUUGAAUCGCUGGCGGAGUUACGGCGAACUAAGUGGUUCCAGUCACAAGCGCAUCGGAUGCCCUCUUGCACCGUAGCAUUGCGCAUCCUGCGUGAUCUCUGCCAAAGACUCAGCCCGUGGGCCGCUCUGCCUGAAUGGGCUUUGGAACUUCUAGUACAGAAGAGUAUCCUGACCCUUGAUCCCAGCGAGAAUAGUGCCGGCAUGGCCGUUCAGCGAGUGCUGGAAAUCCUCUCUGCUGGACUGCUCCUGCCAGGUGGACCGGGUCUAAUGGACCCAUGUGAGCGUGAUGCUGCGGAUGCCUGUUCAUCGCUCACUGAUCAGCAACGCGAAGACAUCACUGCCAGUGCUCAGCAUGCUUUGCGACUGGCAGUGUUCCGCCAGUUUUACCGAGUACUGGGUAUGGAUCCACCCGCGCCUCCAACACACGCCAAGAAAAGGCCUGCAGGGGAAUCUGCCGAUGCAGAGCCCGCCGAGUCGUCCGCAUCACCAGCCGAACCCGAAGCGAAGAAAAGCAAAACUGAAGAAACUCCUGCAGUGUCUGUGCCUUCAGCAUAGCUAUAGUCGAUCAUCCUCGGCAACAACCAACAUCUUAAAGAAUCGGCCCGUUACUUUCAUUUGCUUCUGGUGUUUGGCUCAUCUUUGUUUUAGUCACAUCUUUUCAAAAUUCUUAGUACAGUGCAGUCUAUGGCUAACUGGCUGUAUAUGGCUCAGCCAGCUCAAUACUGUAGUGCUCGGCAUGGUGUGUGCGUGUCUGUGUGUCCGUCUGUCUGUGUUCUGCAUUGUACACCGUUUGAGCAUUUGACUGUCCUUUCUUUGUCUCUUACGUUUCUUAGUUGGGUUGCAAGGUAGCCUGCUGCAUACUGCAUGUGUUUGUGGGUGUCUGUGUGUAUGAGUAGUUUAGACACUACUUAGUAUUUCAUUGUUUACGACUGACUCAUGUCCGCUGCAAUUUUCAGAUUUCAACAGGUCCAAUUUAUUACCUUUCUGAAUUGAAGGUCUAACCGGCUUCCUUUCUCA